This is a messenger RNA of Aureobasidium subglaciale EXF-2481, 438 nucleotides long. RefSeq lists its product as uncharacterized. Gene Ontology annotation, biological process: mRNA splicing, via spliceosome. The transcript is spliced from 3 exons. The annotation marks the transcript as partial. NCBI's taxonomy places the organism in Eukaryota, Fungi, Ascomycota, Dothideomycetes, Dothideales, Saccotheciaceae. The record is from RefSeq and is a predicted model, not a curated record. Gene Ontology annotation, cellular component: spliceosomal complex; nucleus.
AUGCCUCCGAUCCGCAGCUCCAGGAACCGCAAGCCCCCGCCAGACGGCUUCGAGGACAUCGAAGACACGCUGCUCGAAUUCUCAAACAAGCUCAAGGAUGCCGAAAACGCCUCGCACGAAGGAAAGAAGAAGCACGAGAUGGUCUGGCCCGUCUUCCAGAUCACUCACCAGCGCUCCAAAUACAUCUACGACCUCUACUAUGAGAAAGAAGCCAUCUCAAAACAGCUGUACGAAUGGCUGUUGAAGAACAACUACGCCGACAAGAACCUGAUCGCAAAGUGGAAGAAGCAAGGUUACGAAAAGCUUUGCUGUCUCCGCUGCAUCCAAACAAAAGAAACCAACUUCAACAGCACCUGCAUUUGCCGUGUGCCUCGCAAGCAGCUCAAAGAAGACCAGACCAUCCAGUGCGUUAGCUGUGGAUGCCGGGGAUGCGGAAGU